Messenger RNA from Acanthochromis polyacanthus (spiny chromis), 4066 nucleotides. It is a transcript of the gene sec22a, whose product is annotated as SEC22 homolog A, vesicle trafficking protein. Gene Ontology annotation, biological process: endoplasmic reticulum to Golgi vesicle-mediated transport. The record is from RefSeq and is a predicted model, not a curated record. NCBI's taxonomy places the organism in Eukaryota, Metazoa, Chordata, Actinopteri, Pomacentridae. Bases 166 to 1077 code for a protein of 303 amino acids. The transcript has 7 exons.
GUCUUUACCCACAAUGCACAGCGAAACAGCCACGUAAACGUGAAGAAUCUGCUUCCUACCAUAGAGUCUACGCUUUCUACACAGCUCCAGAGCUUCAUAUCACGGAUGUCCACAUGAUGCCACACUUGUUUACCAGGCCUUCAGUGAGACUGCCACAGCUGUAAGAUGUCAAUGGUGUUGUUUGCCUCUGUGGUUCGGGUCGAAGACGGCCUGCCUCUCUCUGCAUCCACCGACUAUGAGCAGGACAAGGAGCUUCAGGAAACAAAGCGGCAUCUCAAAGGUCUCUCCAAGAAACUCAGCCAGUUCCCCGACCGCUGCACUCUUAAAACUGGUCCAUACAAUGUCAAUUUCACAAGCUCACUGGGUGUUGGAUACCUGAUGGUCUGCACUGCGAACUACCCCAGUGUGCUGGCCUUCUGCUUCCUGGAUGAGCUACAGAAGGAGUUUAUCGUCACCUAUGACACCAAACGAAUCAGGAGCGCCGUGCGGCCGUACUCCUUCAUUGAAUUUGACACCUUCAUCCAGAAGACCAAGCAGCGCUACAACAGCCCUCGUUCCCUGUCAACCAAAAUCAACCUGUCUGAUAUGCAGACGGAGAUCAAGCUGCGGCCGCCCUACCAGCUUUCCCCUGAGGACCUACAGGCUAUCAAUGGAUUCUCAGUGCACACAACCUCCAAGUACAAGGGCAUCGCUCCCACACAGAUGCUGGAACCAGUGACUCUCCCAGGCAUUGUGUCCUGUGUGCUCAGUGUUCUCUGUGGAGGCCUGAACCUGCUGCGAGGAGUCCACGCUAUAGAGAGCAUACUACAGAAUGACGAUGAGGACUUUAAUUAUGUGAUUGCCUUCUUCCUCGGCACAGCAGCCUGUCUGUAUCAGUGCUACCUGUUUGCCUACUUCUCUGUCUGGAGGAACAGUAAAUCCUUCCUGGCGUUUGCGUUGAUCUGUCUGUCCAACAUGUAUCUGUAUGAACUGAGGAACAUGUGGCAGAUCCUCUUCCAUGUUGCAGUCGGGGCCUUCAUGACCCUACAAAUCAGACUGAGGCAACCGCUGGGCAAAGCGCCGGACUACAAUGUCUGACAAAGACCUUAAACACAACAGACAAGUGGACCUUUUAUUCAGAUAUCCUGGAAAUACUGGAGAUGCUACUGGGGACAAAGUGGACAUGAAAAACAAGCAGAGUACAGGAAGAAGAAGAAAAAUUUAAAAAUGCAACAUCACAUUAGUCCUGUGUACUAAAUCCUAGCACUAAUGGACAGAUCUCACUUUGGAUUUUUAAUAAAACUCUGGUACAGCCUGAACCAUAUGAGGACAUUAUUGGAUUGAUUUUGGAAGUUAUCUCCCCGUCUGAUAAUGAUUUUUACUUUCUUUGAGUGCAGCCAUUAUUUUGGUCAGAGUCCUGCUUGCAGGUAAUCCAGUCUUGCAAACUCCCUGUACAUCCAACAUUAAGUAUUGGAACUAGCCUGUUACGAAUAACCCAUGACCCUUCUCACAGCAAAAUGCAACUGUUUUAAAGUUAUUUUUUUUACUUAGGAAUGUAUCAAACAAUAUUUGCAUUCCAGUUCUAAAAAUGAUAGUUUUGCAGUACCUUACUACGAGGACUGUAAAAAAAAAAAGUCUUUAAAGAAAUUAACUGAAGCUUAAUACAUACACACCUGAUCAAAGUAUCAAAAACAAGCAUCAUUCACCCUAGACAGUAGUCAAAAUAUGCUAAUGUAGUAUGAAUAUGAUCAAAUCUGCUCAAUGCUGAUGCACGUCAGAGCUGGAAAAUGAGCAGUAGUGCGAUUCAGUGGGUCACCAGAGCAUGAAUUUACAUAGAAAAGAGAAUUUGACCAGAUGUUUGAUUAGAGCUUGUGGUUAUUUGAGAUUUAAUGUUUGAGCUAAAAAGACAUUUCUGCUCGUACACAUGCAUCAUUUAUGUUUGAUAUUCAGCGACAUCAGUUCCUUGAGCUCCGUCAACAACACUUGAAGUCCAAAGAUACCCUGUGGAGUUUUCUUGUAAACAAACACAAGAGAUGUUUCCAUUCAGUUUAUUCUUUACAGCCUGUAAGAAAACACAGGAGGUGCAUUUCAUUCCUAACAAAACACCUUACACAAUUUAAUUAUUUUGAAUCCAGGAUUCGUGAAGUCACUGUUUACUAGCUUGCAUUCUUCUUCCCUGGUGCACAUCUUGGCAUAUUAGUGCCACCAUUAGACAAAUGGUAUGGAGUCACAACACUGGCAGUGCUGUAUGUUGCAUCACCUGUAUGACUGCAUUUAAUGCAUGUGUGCUCUUGUGAGUACACAAUGUAAACACAACAGGGACACAUUUAGAAAAAUCCCUUUUUAGGGCUACCAGAGAUUUAAUAAAAAUUCCACAGGGAACCUUUAACUGUGAAGUGUAAAAACAUACAACAGAAAAUAAACAAUCGCAAAUUUAAGAAAAGUUUAACAAACUCUAAACAUUUACAUAAAUUCUUAGACUUCAUCUAUGUCCUCACAUACAGUUAUUCUUUUUUCUUCUUUUUUGCAUGUGUACCCAUGGAUACCUGACCUCGUGCACUACUCUGGUUUAGGUUUUGGUUAUGGUUAUAACUAUGCAAUGCUGCCUUGUGUGUGUGUGUGUGUGUGUGUGUGUGUGUGUGUGUGUGUGUGUGUGUGUGUGUGUGUGUGUGUGUGUGUGUGUGUGUGUGUGAGACCCUCCUUGAAUUAUGAUGUUCUGUAGCAUCAACAGACAACAGUCAUAUCUUACUAAGGGUUUGUCAUUAUGUACAAGUUUCAUUUUGCUAUUUAUUUACAUGACUGAUUGUUCUGAGACACAUGGUCACUGAAGAUUUAUACAGAUUUUAUGAAUUUUGUUUGUUUUGUGAUUGCUCCAUGUUUAUGCUGACCUAAGUUUUUACUAAAUAGCUCCUGCUUCAUUUGCAACAAAUGGCCUGUUAGCAUUCAUACCCAACUUCCUAGCCUACACAGCCUCGAGCAUAUGCCAUUGUGAAGUGACUAUAUUAAUAAACAGGUCUGUGUUGGCAGCAGCAAAGAUGCAUAGUUGAGUUGUGGAGGCCAGAUGCAGGCUUCCUUUUCCUCCCUCUAAACCCCUCACUUUAGACGUGGCUACAUCUGCCAUUUAUGACAACAAAAUUUCAAUCUCUCCUUUUCCCCUGUGUUGUGGAUAUUUUCACAGCAUAAUUACUAUCAGGAGAUAUGGUGUGAGAUUGUUCAGGGAAUUAUAGCAUGAUUUCUUGGCUUCCUGCACCAUCAAUUGCAAACAAAUGAGAAGGGUAGAGAAUUAAGUCAUGCCUUUAUUGUUCAUAAAAACAACUGUGCCAAGAUUGUCAUGUCUUUUUUUUUUUUUAUAAUCCACUCAUUAAAAGAAGUUAAAGAGUAAAGUCACACAGCUAUACUCUAUGUCCAUCUGGUAUCAGCACUACAGUUCUGUCAGGAGACUACUUCAUUCUUGUAUGAUUCAUCGUCGCCCUGUGAAUGUUUUUCUGCUUUCCAACAGCAGUGCCACACCUAUAUGACCUAAUAGUUUUUUUCCCCCACAAUAUGGUUCAGUCUUGAUUGGGGCUGAAUUGUGCUUCACUGACUCAGAUUGCAAACUUUCUCCUUUCUAUUAGCAGUUACCUUUAAUUUGUCAUGUGAGUGUGCUGUAUAAAAAUGGGAAAAUUGAAAUCUAAGUCUUUUGUACUGAUUUUCCAGGUAUGCAAAAAGAAUGUGAUAGUUUUUCAUUUUCUCUGAAACUUUUUUGACAACACAGCUGAAAACAUUUUUAGAUUUUGUUUCACGUUACACUAGCAAAACUGAAUUCCUUUGUCAUUACAAUACAAAAAUACUAUGGAAAAACUAUAUCUGAUGUUAAAUGGAAGAAAUUAAAAUCUGCUGAAAAUGGGUUAAAACGCUGCUUUUAAAGCAAAUCUGAAUACUUACAUUUUGUGCAGUUUCUGUUGCAAACAGUAGUAAGAAUUCAUUAUGAUGCAACCUGGUCCUCUUCAGUGUAUUCGAAUCAUGUCUACCAUCUGUAGAGGAACUUAUUUUCUCUGUCAGCCAUGAAACACUGAACAUUAAAAAAAAGACCAUACUAUUACAAUGA